This is a messenger RNA of Brienomyrus brachyistius, 2199 nucleotides long. Its product is annotated as GTPase IMAP family member 7-like. Bases 892 to 1848 code for a protein of 318 amino acids. The transcript has 2 exons. Gene Ontology annotation, molecular function: GTP binding. The record is from RefSeq and is a predicted model, not a curated record. Lineage: Eukaryota; Metazoa; Chordata; Actinopteri; Osteoglossiformes; Mormyridae.
CAUGUACCUUAAAAAAUAAUUCAUGUCAAUUGGUUAUUAUGUACUUUAUUAAGUAAAAUGAUGUGCUUAAGAUGGGGUAACCUUCAUUAAGACGGGGUAACCUUCGUUUUAGCAGUGAUUAUUUUCACAUAGAGGAAUCACAAUAAGCAACAUAAAUUAAGGCAAAGUGAUGACAACGACAGGCUAGGCUACUUCGAGAGGCUUAAUGGGACAUAUCUAUGGCAUAGCUCAUCUCGCAUUACUGGAUGAGUCCGUCAAACCUAAGAUUUAUUUCUAAGAUUUAUUUGCUUUGCAGUUGUGUCACAGUGACAUUCAGGGAGGGGGCAGAAGUAGCUAUACAGUAAGUGCUGGGUUAUAAAGUUUCAAUUAAUCUACGGGCUGGAGAUCAGCCGUAAACAUUUCAACUACAGUUGUCUCAGGGACCCCAAGCUCGUGAGUGACUCACUCGGAAAGAAAAUUUAAUUCCAAAAUCUGGUGGUAAAUUUGGUCACAAAGGAACGAAAUUAUCAGCUAAUGAACAUUCAUUAACUUGCUUAGUUGCUUAUUUAUUGCUUUCACUUUCAUUUAUGCAGCUUAUUUCACUGUAACAAUUUGCAGUGAUACUGCAUUUAUGUUAAAAUAUACUGUAUUGACUUAUUGUACAUGUUUUGUUUGAAAAGAAAAAAUAUUAUGUAAAAUUUUUUUUAGAAAUAUAUAUAAUCUGCUCAUAUUAAAUUAAUUUAUACAUUAUACAUUACUUUCUAAUUCCUAUCUUGUUAUUUCAGAUUAGUAGUCAUAUUUCUUAAAACACAAUUGUGUUUUUUUUUUUGCUGAAGCAGCCCUAAAGUUUCAUAUUUUCUCACUUACAGUUAUAGGCAUGUGACGUCAAGAGGCUUUCACCUAUAGGAAGAAAUGGAUGCAUUUAUUUCAAGAAGAAUUGUGCUGUUGGGAAAAACAGGAUCUGGGAAGAGCGGAGCAGGAAAUGUUAUCCUGGGGGAAGAGAGGUUUAAAGUUUCCACUCAUCCUAACAGUGUAACAAAGGAUUGUCAAACAGAAGAGGGAACCGCAUAUGGCUGGAACAUUACAGUGACUGACACACCAGGGAUCUUUGACCGUGGGAGGUCUGAUGAGGACCUGAAGUAUUCCAUAAUACCCUGUCUCAUUCACUGUGCUCCUGGUCCACACGCCUUCAUCUUAGUGCUGAAAGUGGGAAGAUACACUGAAGAGGAGGAAGAGUCAGUGAAGAUGAUACUGCAGUACUUUGGGAAUGAAGCCCUGAAGCACACAGUUGUCCUCUUCACACAUGGUGAUGAGCUUGAGAAAAACCAGACCAUUAAAAAGUUUGUGGAGGAGAACAAGGAUCUGAAGGAACUUGUUGAUAAGUGUGGAGGCCGAGUCCAUGUCAUUGACUCUAAGUACUGGAACAAAACAGAAGAGGAACCGGGCCAAGGGUCAGGAAUACCUAUCAGCACUGGUAGACACGCAUAUGAAUCAGAGUACAGGAGCAACAACUUUCAGAUUAAAGAGCUGCUGACAACUAUAGAAAACAUGGUGAAAGACAGUAGAGGCUCUUAUUACACCAAUGAAUCACUCAUGAAAAUAGCAGAAGAUAUAGAAAUUGAGAUGAAAAAGAUAAUAGAAGAGAUGGAGGAGAGAGGAGAGAAAGCAGAGGAAUCUGAGAUCAGGAGACAAGCAAGAGAGAGAGUGAAGAGAAAAACUCUUAAAUUACUGGCAUUUGAAAUCGGGAAGAGAUUGCUCGCUGGAGCAGGAGUGUUUGCAAUUGGACUUCUGAUGAGGGCAGGACCCACAGGAUCCAUAGGAAUUAUAGGAGCUAUCAUAGCUCGAUUCUUAGCUGCAUUUAGAAUUUAGUGGUCAGGGGGCAGGGGUGGCAUGGUGGUGCAGUGGUCAGCACUGUUGCCUCACACCUCUGGGACCCGGGUUUGAGUCUCCGCAUGGGUCCCAUCUGUGUGGAGUUUGCAUGUUCUCCCCAUGUCGUCGUGGGGUUUCCUCCGGGUUCUCCGGUUUCCCCCCACAGUCCAAAAACAUGCUGAGGCUAAUUGGACUUGCAAAAUUGCCCAUAGGAAUGCAUGUGAGAGUGAAUGGUGUGUGAGUGUGCCCUGCGAUGGGCUGGCCCCCCAUCCUGGGUUGUUCCCUGCCUCGUGCCCAUUGCUUCCGGGAUAGGCUCCGGACCCCCCGCGACCCAGUAGGAUAAAUGGUUUG